This is a messenger RNA of Octodon degus (degu), 10674 nucleotides long. RefSeq names its product senataxin (gene Setx). The coding region runs from base 277 to 8217 and encodes 2646 amino acids. Gene Ontology annotation, molecular function: transcription termination site sequence-specific DNA binding; helicase activity. Gene Ontology annotation, cellular component: nuclear body. The record is from RefSeq and is a predicted model, not a curated record. Gene Ontology annotation, biological process: termination of RNA polymerase II transcription. NCBI's taxonomy places the organism in Eukaryota, Metazoa, Chordata, Mammalia, Rodentia, Octodontidae. The transcript has 26 exons.
UGCGGGCGAGGGUCUCUGCUGGCCGCGUCGCGCCCUCGGGGGCUGCUUGUCCCCGCCAGCGCCCGCCCGACUUAAAUGGACGAAGCGCCGAGCGCCGAUGCCCGCUUUGCCGUCCCUGGAGCGGGCUGUGAGCGGCGGCGCUGAGAGGGUCUUGCAGAUCCGGGGUGAAGAAGUGCUCUGGAGCCGAGGUGUGGAUAUGUGUGAACGUCCGUUGGUAACGAGCCCAGCCGUCUGAAUUGAGAUCAUUUCUCUCUAGGCCACUUGCCACGGUGCAGGAUGAGCACGUGCUGUUGGUGUACACCGGGCGGUGUGGCCACCGCCGAUUUCUUGAAGUGCUAUGCGUCUAAGAGCAAGUCCCGUGAGUUCCAGACAGCUGAUGAAGACCUCUGCUACUGCUUGGAGUGUGUGGCUGAGUACCACAGAGCAAGGGAUGAGCUGCCGUUCCUGCACGAGGUCUUAUGGGAGCUAGAAACCUCGCGCCUCAUAAAUCACUUUGAAAAAUCCAUGAAGGGGGAAGUUGAAGAUGGUGGCGACGAUGAUGAAUUGUACAUAGUGGACAACAACGGGGAGGCUCAGCUGCUCGAUUUUAGCGGCCAAGACUUUGAAAAUAAGCUUCGAGUUCCUCUGUUAGAAAUACUAAAGUAUCCUUACCUGCUUCUGCAUGAGCGUGUUAAUGAGUUAUGUGUUGAAGCACUUUGCCGGAUGGAACAAGCCAAUUGCUCCUUUCAGGUUUUUGAAAAACAUCCAGGGAUCUAUUUGUUUUUGGUGCAUCCCAAUGAGAUGAUUCGGCGUUGGGCUAUCCUGACUGCAAGAAACCUUGGAAAAGUGGACAGAGAUGAUUAUUACGACUUACAGGAAGUUUUAACUUGCCUUUUUAAUGUCAUUGAGUUGGGCCUUUUAGAAAGUCCAGACAUUUAUACUUCUUCUGUCUUUGAAAAGGGUAAACUGAUUCUUCUGCCCACACACAUGUAUGAUACCACUAACUACAAAAACUACUGGUUAGGGAUUUGCAUGUUGCUGACAAUUCUUGAGGAACAAGCCAUGGAUUCGCUGUUGCUGGGCUCAGACAAACAAAAUGAUUUCAUGCAGUUAAUCCUUCAUACCAUGGGGAGGCAAUCAGAUGAUGAUAACGUGAACCCUUUCUGGCCAGCAUUGCACUGUUUCAUGGUAAUUCUGGACCGGCUUGGAUCUAAAGUCUGGGGCCAACUUAUUGAUCCUAUUGAGGCCUUUCAAACCAUCAUCAACAAUAGGAGCUAUAAUAGAGAGAUCCAGAAUAUACGGAACAGCUCUAUCAGGACCAAGUUAGAAUCAGAACCAUCUUUGGAUGAUAUGGUGACUUGUAGCCAGAUUGUGUACAAUUAUAAUCCUGAGAAGACAAAAAAGGAUUUAGGAUGGAGAUCAGCCAUUUGCCCAGAUUAUUGUCCUAAUAUGUAUGAAGAAAUGGAAACAUUAGCCAGUGUCCUGCAGUCAGAUAUUGGACAAGACAUGCGUGUUCACAACAGCACAUUUCUGUGGUUUAUACCUUUUGUUCAGUCUCUGAUGGAUCUUAAGGACUUGGGUGUGGCUUACAUCGCAGAGGUUAUUCAUCAUCUCUACUCCCAAGUCAAAGAUGUCCUCAACCAGACAGAUGCUGUGUGUGACAAAGUCACUGAAUUUUUUCUUCUAAUUUUGGUGUCAGUGAUUGAACUACAUAGAAAUAAAAAAUGCUUGCAUUUACUGUGGGUUAGUUCCCAGCAGUGGGUAGCAGCCGUGGUAAAAUGCGCCAAGCUUCCGACCAGUGCAUUUGUACGGAGCUCUGAGAAAUCAGCUGGAAGUGGUUCCAAAGGAUCAGCAGCGAUAACGUCACUGUCAAUGCUUUCGAUGCCAUCCAACUCCGUGCAGCUGGCUUGUGUGCAGCUGAUUAGAAGUCUCCUGAAAGAAGGCUAUCAGCUCGGUCAGCAGAGUCUUUGCAAGCGAUUCUGGGAUAAGCUUAACCUGUUCCUUCGAGGAAAUUUAUCUCUAGGUUGGCAGUUGACUAGUCAGGAAACCCAUGAGUUACAAAAUUGCUUAAAACAAAUCAUUAAAAACCUAACAUUAAAAGUACCUCAGGCUAGCACUCUUGUGGAUCUGGUUUCUACAUAUAAAGCCCCACCUGCAUCUUUUAAAGAAGAAGGUGAACAAGUAAAGUUUAAAAAGGACAUCCACUUUUUGGAAAAUUCCAGUUCAACAUUUUCUAAAGAGCCAGUGAAAACUGAGACGUACCACACGCCAGAGCAUAUAUUGAUUAAAGCAAGCAGCCCUGGGGAAGAGAGGGGCAGUGAGCACAAAUGUGUGAGGGAUUUGAAUGUGGAAGACUGUCUCUCAGCUGAGUCGUGGUUAAAGCAGAGCAGCAAAAGCCACCUUACUGAAAGAGCUAAAGGUCAGACUAAAGUAAGUAAAGUGAAGCAGGUGUCUGUGAAAGAGAACUCUUCAUCCACAGCACAGAUUUGUGCUUCACAAAAUGGUCCAGGCGGUGACAGAGGAAUUAUACUAUCGACACAUUCACUGACUGAUUCUGGCACUGACUCUUUGGAACAGGUGUCCACCUCAAGUGUGGAUUUCUCCUUAAAUGAUGAAGCUUUUGGUAAAUCCUCAAAACCAAAAACUAAAGAAGAAAAAGAUGAAAUCUGUGCCAAGUUAUCACAUGUCAUAAAGAAGCAGCAGGGAAAAAGUACUGUGGUCGGCAAUUCUUUCGGUUUAGAGGAAAAUCUGAUGGUAUGUAGCGUAGAGAGUUUCUGUUCAGAAAAAGAUAAACAUGUUCAGGAAAGGGGCCGAGCCUCACACAGCUGGCCUUUAGACCUUCACAGUGUUGUGGAUGAUAAAAAUGAACAAAAGCCAAAAAGCAGUUUAUUGCUGAAAAAGAAGCAAUUAAAGAAUGAAGAACUGGAUAUUUUUUCUUCCCAUGGAAAUAGUUGUGAGGUACAGGAGUGUCGUGAUGAUAAAGAUUUGGUCUCUGUUCCAGAAGCGACCGAUACUUUGGUAAAGAAGACAUCUCCCAGUAAGGAACCAGUGACCAUAGUUGACUCAAGAGAAAAAGUAAUGAGUAAGAGAACAGCUCUGAUUUCCUCUGACUUGCAGCAAGAACCACCUGGCAUCAGUCCUAAGUCUGACCCCUUACCAGAUUCCCAGGUAGACAGAGACCUCCACAAAUUAUCUUUAAUAGCUCAAGCUAGCGUUAUUAAAUUCCCCACUGAUACAACUCCAGACUCAUUCCAGCCGCAAAAAAAGGUAAAAGCUAACGAAAGCUGUGUCUCAGUUCAUGAUGUUGUGGACAGCUACUGUGGACAAGUUAUUGUUAUUUCAGAUUCUGAUGAUGAAGAUGAAAGACCUUUGCAUUUCAAGGAGAACACUGAAAAGGACAGAACCUGCCUUAAAAAAGUUAGUCUAGAACAGCAUGAUUCCACGGUUAACAUUGAUGCAGACAGAGAGCUCGUAAAGGAAGAGACAGCGGCUUUUCUGUUUGAGGAUUCUGAUUCACAAGUUUUUGAGUUUGAAAGUCAGUCUCAAGUGUUCUCAGUUUGGCAGGAUCAAAAAGUAGACAAUAAGAAUUCAGUUCAAGAGAGGGAAAAAAGUUCAUGUGUGACUCAUAUAGCUGACAGCACGGACAGUUGGGGCUGCGGUGCAGGUUAUAUAUCUGAGGAGGUGCAGCAAGCAGAGGACGCUGAAGGACCUGUAGAAGCACAUAGUAGUGUUUCUCUUAAGGUGUCCUGUGAAGUUGACUUAAAAAGUCCUAAGAGAAAGCGAGUUAAAAAUCCUAGAACUGACAGUCCUCCACGGCCUUCUUCAUCUGCCAGAAACAAGAACUGGUCUAACAUUCUUCAUGAGAGAGAGUUUACUGAAAACGAUUUAAAAAGUAGUGAGAUAAGUACCACAACUCCUCCCUCAAGGAUUCAGAGAGCCACUGCCGUUCCCGGGAAGAAGUCUCCUACAAAGGCUUGUCCUUCAAAACCUGCUAGGAGAGUACCAGUUUCUAAAACUCCUAAGAAAACACAUGCGGAUGGCAAAAAAGGGCAGAGUAGAAGUUCACAUGUCCUCAGCUGUAGAACAGCUCCUGCUGUGGUGCCACCAAAAAAAUCUCGCCAGUGUCCCGAACCAACUUCGGUGGCUGAGAAACUUGGGCUGAAAAAAGCUCCCCGGAGGGCGUUUGAGUUGUCCCAGAGGUCUUUAGACUACACAGCUCAGUUACGGAAUCAUGGUAAAACUGUUGGAGUAGUUGAUACCUCAAAAAAGACCGUCAGAAAUAAUAAGAAACUGCUGGUAAGUCAGGAUCUUCAUUUGCAAAGGCAGUUGAAACAGAAACCACACAAGAAAAGAAAAGAAUCUCAUGGUUGCGAAGGCUCAAAUGCUACAAGAGCAGGGACAUGUAGGACACAGAAUUCUGACGUCGUUGUGCCAGAAUUUGAUAGGUUAGAUUGUAAUUCCACAGGACCUAGGGUACUGUCUAGUAGCACUGAAAAAGAGGCCGUGAAAUUCAUGCCUUCAGAACCAGAAGCCCUAAAAGAGUGUGUUUCUCAGGUGACUGACAAUACUUGUUUUUUGAACCAGCGCGAUUCCAGAGUGUUAAAUGGAAGAAAGCCAACAGAUGAAAUUUUGACUCUGUCUGCUACAGAAGACCCUUUAGGUAGAGGUGAUCCCGCAGGGCAUCAGGGAGCCAUGGCAACUCGGAAGGAGGCAGGACCCGAGUCCAAUAGUGAUAUUGAUGACGAUAAUUUAUUUUUAACACAGCACGAUCCUGAAGACAUGGAUUUGUGUUCACAGGUGGGUGAGGGCGAUGAACUCAUUGAAGUGCUGUACGGAGAAGAUAGAGCGCAGGUGGAAGGCCCUGUAAGUUGGCCUCAGGUGGCACAGAGCGGCGCACAGUGUAAACACAAAGGUUGUGUGGAAACGCGGAAAAACCAGGGUGAAUUUUGUUCAAGACACUCAGAAGCUAAAGCAGAUGAUGAAGAUGUAUUUCGUAAACCUGGCUUGCCUCCUUCUCUAAGGAGACCUUCUACCACCAAGAUUUUUAGCUCAAGUUCACGAACUGCUCAUCUUUCCAAAUCUUUGGAAAGUUCUGUACUUUCAUCAGCUCUAAAAAAUAAAUCCAAAGGGCUACAGUCUGCUUUGGAAGUGCCACAGCCUGUUUCGCAGGCAUCUCAGAAGCCAGUGGGCGAAGCAUACGGUUUGUGCACUGUUCCUCAGCCUCGUGGGCAACCUUACAAACUCCCCCUUGGCGACAAGUUCUUCUCUGCUUCCCUGCCCGUGCACUCAUCACAGUCUAUCUCGGAUACCUUCAUUAAAGAAAUCUUAAAAUGGAAAUAUGACAUGUUUUUGAACUUUGAUCAGUGUGGACCUCCAGCAAGUCUUUGUCAGUCCAUCUCAAGACCAGUGCCUGUCAGAUUUCAAGAUUAUAGAGAGUACUUUCAUGUUUUUUUACCUUUGAUAAUACUGAAUACUUUUGAAACGGUGGCGCAGGAAUGGAUGAGCUCUCCAAAUAAAGAGAAUUUCUAUCAGUUGCAUUUACGAAAAUUUUCGGCUGAUUAUAAAAAAACCUGGGAAUUUGUAGUGUAUCUGAAGGAAUGUGAACUGGCUAAACAGCUUCAUCCAAAAGAGAAUGAUUUGGUGUUUUUGGUGCCUGAGCGGCUGAAUGGAGGGAAGAGCGAUAGAGACAGACGCAGCACUCAGGAGCUCUCCGAGUAUCACUGUGGUUACGUUCACAGGUUUCGCCGCACGUCAGUCAUGUGUAAUGGAAAAUCUGAGUGUUCCCUUUCCAUUCAGACUGAAGAUAAUUUUCCAGCCAAUUUAAAUGAAGUUAUGAAAUGCAUUGUAAUCAGUUCUCUGGUAACUACACAAAGGAAGCUGAAAGCCAUGUCUUUGUUGAGUGGCCGGAACCAGCUGGCCAGAGCUAUCCUGAACCCAAACCCCAUGGAUUUCUGUACCAAAGAUUUACUAACCACAACAUCUGAGAGACUUAUUGCCUACCUAAAAGAUUACAAUGAAGAGCAAAAAAAGGCGAUAGAGACAGCUUAUGCCAUGGUUAAACACCCACCGUCAGUUGCCAAAAUCUGUCUGAUUCAUGGACCACCUGGAACGGGCAAAUCAAAAACCAUCGUUGGCCUCCUGUUCCGCUUACUGACAGAGAACCAAAGAGGGGGGCAUUCAGAUGAAAACUCCAAUGCCAAGAUCAAACAAAACCGUGUCCUUGUGUGUGCUCCUUCCAAUGCAGCUGUUGAUGAACUUAUGAAAAAAAUUAUCAUCGAAUUCAAAGAAAAAUGUAAAGACAAGAAGAAUCCUUUGGGAAAUUGUGGAGAUAUAAAUUUAGUACGACUGGGUCCAGAAAAAUCUAUUAAUAAUGAGGUCCUAAAAUUCAGUUUGGACAGCCAAGUGAACCACAGAAUGAAAAAAGACUUACCUUCUCAUGUUCAGGAGAUGCAUAGAAGAAAGGAGUUUCUAGAUCAUCAGCUGGAUGAGCUUUCCCGCCAGCGAGCUUUAUGCCGAGGUGAACGGGAAAGUCAGAGGCCAGAAUUUGAUGAACAAAUUGCUAAAGUUUCCAAAGAAAGGCAAGAACUUGCUUCUAAAAUUAAAGAGGUUCAAGGGCGUCCACAGAAAACCCAGAGUAUCAUCAUUUUAGAGUCCCACAUCAUCUGCUGCACACUGAGCACCAGUGGUGGUUUACUGUUGGAGUCUGCUUUUCGGGGGCAAGGAGGUGUCCCUUUCAGUUGUGUCAUUGUUGAUGAGGCCGGGCAGUCGUGUGAGGUCGAGACUUUGACCCCUCUCAUCCACCGCUGCAACAAGCUCAUCCUGGUGGGAGACCCUAAGCAGCUGCCUCCCACAGUCAUUUCCAUGAAAGCACAGGACUAUGGCUACGACCAGUCGAUGAUGGCGCGCUUCUGCAAACUGCUGGAGGAGAAGGUGGAGCAGAAUGCCGUGGGCAGGCUGCCGGUGGUGCAGCUCGUCAUCCAGUACAGGAUGCAUCCAGACAUAUGCCUCUUUCCUUCCAAUUACAUCUAUUGCAGGAAUUUGAAAACACACAAGUUCACAGAAUCUCUGCGAUGUUCGUCAGACUGGCCAUUUCAGCCUUACCUCGUGUUUGAUGUCAGCGACGGGUCAGAAAGACGGGAUAAUGACUCAUAUAUAAAUGCUCAAGAAAUAAAAUUGGUGAUGGAAAUAAUGAGACUUAUUAAGGACAAAAAGAGAGAGGCCAAUUUCCGAAACAUUGGCAUAAUAACCCAUUACAAGGCUCAGAAGACGAUGAUUCAGAAGGAUUUGGAGAAAGAGUUUGAUAGGAAAGGGCCAGCCGAGGUAGACACUGUGGAUGCCUUCCAGGGGCGCCAGAAGGACUGCAUCAUUGUCACCUGUGUCAGAGCGAAUACCACACAAGGCUCGAUCGGGUUCCUGGCGAGUUUGCAGAGGUUGAACGUCACCAUUACGCGUGCCAAGUACAGCCUUUUCAUCCUUGGACAUUUGAGGACCCUGAUGGAAAACCAGCAUUGGAAUGAACUGAUUCAGGAUGCUCAGAAGCGUGGUGCUAUUGUUAAGACCUGUGACAAAAACUACAGACAUGACGCAAUGAAGAUCCUGAAGCUCAAGCCCGCGCUGCAGCGAAGUCUGACCCACCCCCCUACCAUUACCCCCGAGGUGUCCAGGCCCCUGGGCGGCCUGCCUAGCAGCAGGCUGGACAGUGGACUCACCAAGAUGCCCUUUGCUGCUUCUCUGUACCACAGCCCCUCUGACUCUAAUGAAGCUGUUGUCCCCGUAACUGCAAGGGACCCUGAAGGGCCGCUGCUGCAGGACCGACUUCGGGACCCACGACUGCUCAGGAGAUUCAAAGCUGAAGCCAAGGCAGGGACGUUUCUCAGGGAUCCGCAAGCCCUGAGCCCCCAGCAUCCUGGAGCAGCGCCUCCGUGGGGCGAGCUGGGCUUUUCUGUGACUUACCAGGACUUGGGCAGUGCCCUGCAGCCAUCUGCUGCUCACGUCACCCCUCAGACCUACCAUUGCCCUCUGGCACGGGGUGAGCUUUUUGCUGUUGGCACUGACACAGCUGGGAGUAGAAGGAGAGGUGAUGACCAGGAGAGCGGGCGAGGGGACAGGAGAGAGGCGUGGGCUCUCAGUGAGGGUGAGUGGGAGAACUAUAGCUUUGCGACUUACCAGUCAAAGAGGGAGUCUGCCUGGAACAGCAGAUCAGAGGAUAACAGUUCAAAGAAGAGAAAGCUUUGGUAGCAAAGCCACACAAGGGGACUGUCAGCUACAGGCACUUUACAAGCUUAAGGUGACCAGUGACUAGGACCAUUCAGAUGAGGUGAUUUGUUUUUUCCUCUAAGGAAUUUGUAUAUUGUUGGCAAACACAGAAGUAGCCUGAUGCCCGAGCCUUCUGUUCACCUUGAGUAGAUCUUUCAGUUGCACACGUUUUCUGGGCACAGUUGAGUUAGUGUCCUUGGAGUCAGGGCUCCUGGUCUCCACCUGUUGAGCUCUGGUUCUUCAGUAGAGAAGGAGGUUGGUCUGCAUGAAUGUUACAAGAGCUGCAGUGUAUAUUUCUAUAGCAAAUAACAAAAUCCUUUUAAAGCUUAAUCUGGUAGACCACUUUCUUUUCCCUGCUUAAAAUGUUAAUCAUUUUUUAACAACUUUAUAUUAAAAAUGAGAGGAAGGCGGGUCCUUUCAACUGUUGUUAUAGAGACCGGUUUCUCUAACUGCCUAGGUCAUUUGGGAUAAACUGAGUCACUGCUCAUGGGUCAGGGGCCUCUUAGUUGUGUUUAAACACAACAGCCAAGGUCUUGUGGGGACCUCAGGAAGCGCAGUCCCAGGAGGUGAGGUGCCAAGGGCCGCGCUCUUCAGUGAGCACAGGACAUUGGGUGUGCGACACAUUCUUGUCACUGUUUGAGUAUGCCCCCAGAUCUCUAGCUGAAAUUUGUACUGUUGUUGAAGUAGAGGGAUUCUUAACCCGUCCUCAAGUGGGGAGGCUUGUGUAGUAGGCCAGGUACAGACACAGUGGCGACAAGUGCUGCUUUGGCCGGGGAGUAUCUGCACAGUUACUUGUUGAGGCUCUCCGAGUUCCAGCAAAGUCUAACACUGCCCUAGCAUUCCAACUGCCAGGCAGCUCUGGGGACCACUGGGGCAGGCCCAGAGAGCAUCUCUGGCAGGAAACGAGAAGGAGAGUCCUAGAGCAAGCGUUGAGGAAGGAAGCGCUCCCCUCUGGGCUGAGGGGGCAGGAUGAGGGAGGGGCUGCCGGGCUUGGCUCGGGGGUCCAGUCGUCCACACGAGGCGCCUGAGCGUCCUGAGCAUGACUGAUGGACAGAUGACCGUCUGACAACUCAGGGCUUGAGUGGUUGCUGCACAGCCAGUCCACUAAUUUGAGGCAGGAAGACACAUUCCCAAAGAUGAAUGUGCAUCAUCUGAAAUUGUCUUUUUCAUCCGCUGUUUGAAGCAAAAAGUUUGGUAUAGAAAUUCUCUUUGCACAGAGUGUGUGGAGCUUGGUGCUCCGGCUGCCUGGUUUCCGCACCGUUUCCGUGCCCACUGUGCCUGUGUCAGCUGAACACCCUGGGACCAGCGGGGCCUCCUGGAACACUUAGUGCCCAGAGCAGACCCCUGCCCCUGGGUGUGGGUGCAGCUGUCCCAGCUGACAGCCUCAGGCUCUGCGGCUUCUCCUGCAUCCAUUUUGCUACCACACCACGCUACUGUCCAUGGCGUGGUGGGUGAACUACUGCUACCUGAAGUUGCAUUUCCUGUUCCUUGGCAAAGUAUUUGAUUGAGCAGAGACUUGGAGAGAAGGUGGGGAGUCUAACAGGCUGGGUUCUUAGGGAGGCCUAAGCAGUAGCUGGGAUCCAGGCAGCUCCCCCUCCAUCUGUGCUAAUGCGAACACACGAGUCCAGAGGGAGGGUCCACCAGAAUGCAUCCUGGUGUUCUUUUCGGGGAAGAGACCCUUGUUCUGAGGGUGUGUCCAUCUGUUGGGUCACCCCUCGCUAACUUGUUUAUGCAAAAGUAGCAGGAGAACUGUGCUGUUUCCACUCCCUCCUGGGUGCUGGAGGUGGAGCCCAGGACCACCCGCAUGUGAGGUCAGCAAGGUUAGCACUCCACUGCCCUGUGUCCUCCCUCCUCGCCAGCCAGCCUCAGCCGGGUGACAGCGUCUCAGUACAGUUGGACCCGAUGUGAAAUGUGCAGUUGAUGUGUUGCACUGGGUAGGCUUAGGUGCAGGGAGCUGCGUGUCACCUGCGGCCUUUGCUGACGUAGCCGGCACAGCACUGCGCUGCUGCCGGAGGUCAGUUUGCGGGGCGAUGCGAGGGACAUUCCCAUGCCCCUGCCGCGGCACUGAGGGGAAGGGCCCUUCUUUGGUUGUUAGCAAUCUCAACAGGAAUAUUAUAUAUCCUACUUCAAACUUGAUUUGCUUCUUUUUACAUACUUUGCCUUGAAUUUAUUUUGCACAAUUUGUUUAUAUGUUUUGGUGGAUUAUCAGGAGUAGAUUUGAUACGUACAUGUGAAUAACCUGUAAAUAAAUUUUAUAACAUAUGUACUAAACUGUUUUCUAAAAUUAGUUGUGCAGAUGGCCAUUUUCUUGCUAUGGCUUUGACUUUAUACUAUGGAUUCAUAGCUGGAAUUUGGUGAAAAAAGUAGCCCUGUUGGCUGUUGAAAAGCUAAAUUUUAAGAGACGAUGGCAAUUAAAAAUAGAAAUAAAACUGAGAUGGG